AUGGGGGCUAGGGCGAGUGUGGCAGUGGGCACAACACUAGCUGGUGGUGCUGCACCCACUGUACGAGCCUGGCGGCUGAAGCAGUGGGCGCUUUCCUUCCCCCUCAUCCCCCACCCCCACUUUCCCUUUCCCCCCGAGCCUGCUCCCCCCGCAUUAUUAAUAGCAACUGCGCGCUUCGUCUCCGCCGCCUAUCCUCCGCCACCUGCUCGCAUAGGAUCUAUUUCACUGCUUUCCCCGUCGCCUUCUUUUUGCCCGGAAGCCGCCAAAAUCCGCUUGCCAGACGGCCGUAGGACCGUAACGCAAGGGGUUUCUGUUACUCUGUUUCAAACACCCUCAAGGGGCCAGACCCGCAGCGUCCCCAUGGCGCCGUUAUUGCCCGUCGCCGUGUGCGUCAGUCACCUCCUUCUCCUGCUGCUGUCCUCCUCGCACCACGCGCACGCGGCUCCUACAAUUCACCCGUCGCAAGUCUCCGUGCUGCGCCAGCUGUCGUCCGCGUGCGGGCUGACGUACACCGCAUGGGCGGAAGGCGCGGAUUGCGCCAAUGCGCCAGGACUGACGUGCGAUGGCGCGGGGAUGGUUCAGAGCUUGUCGUUGUGGGAUGCGGGCAUGGAGUGCGUGCUUCCGAGUUACAUCAGCGACCUCAGUGCCCUCACUUCCCUCAACCUGAGCAGCAACGCCCUCAUUGGCAACUUGCCCUCUGCAAUCGGCAACCUGAGCCACCUCAAGUACCUGGAUUUAAGUGUGAACAAGAUAACUGGCAGCAUACCACUGGAGGUUGGAAACCUCUCCAGCCUUCUUUCCUUUGACAUGCGGUACAAUCAGUUAACGGGGUUCAUCCCCAGCACCUUGGCCCUCCUCUCCAACCUCACAUACCUCGACCUGGGGUCCACACGAGAGUCCCCAUCCAGCACCCUCAUGGUCAACCAGCUCACCGGUCCCAUCCCGCCCAACCUCGGCACUCUCCGCAACCUCACCUUCCUAGGGUUGAGCAGCAAUUUUCUCAACGGGUCCAUACCAGCCAGCCUCGGCAGUCUCGCCAGUCUCUCGUACCUGGACUUGAGCAGCAACCAGCUCAAUGGCACCAUCCCUGCCGCUAUUGGCCGCAUGCGUAGCCUUAAAGUAGUUGACCUCAGUGAUAAUUACCUCUAUGGCCCCAUUCCAUCCUCUAUUGGACUGCUCUUCAAUGUCUCUUUCCUCAAGCUCGCCUCGAAUGGGCUGAACGGCUCUCUGCCGGCCACGCUCUUCAACCUCACACAGCUCGUGCAUCUCGACGUGGGGUCAGUGAGGAAGCGGUUCUAUGCGGAGAGGCAGAAGAACCGCUUUCAGGGGCCUCUGCCUGCUGCCGUUGGCAACCUCACUGCACUCACUGCCUUGGGCAUGAGCAACAACCUUCUCUCGGGCGCCAUUCCAUCCUCCAUCGGCCGCCUGCUCUCCCUCGUCUACCUAGACCUACACAACAACAUGUUCAACGGGUCCAUUCCAGAUUCCAUAGGCAACUUGGCACAGCUCAAGACGCUCUAUCUGGGCGGCAAUGAGCUGUCCGGUUCACUGCCGGCAUCCAUAGGCAACCUCUCCAACCUGCAAGUGCUUGCUCUGCGCAGCAACGGUCUCGGCGGGUCACUCCCCAGCUCCAUUGGUGGCCUCGGGAGCCUGGAGGAGCUGGAGCUGCGCAACAACAGCAUACAAGGCCCCUUGCCACCCACAUUGGGCAACCUGAUCACCCUCUACUCCAUGAGCUUGGACAAGGCGGUGGGGUGUCCCAAUGUUGACAAGUGUGAUGUGAAGCAGUAUCGUGGAUCAGAGUUCUGUGAUCGAUGCAUGCAAUUCUGCACAAUUUGCCCGCAAUACAAUAGAAAGGCAUUGGAGGAAGCGAAGACGGAGUGGGGGUUGACGUACGAGGAUUGGAAGGUGGGGGGAGACUGCAACCGCGCGCCAUACGUCUCGUGCGAUGAGGACGGCUUUGUCGUUAGCAUGUCCCUGACUGUCGGUGUAACUGGCACCAUACCCACUGCGCUCUCUGCCCUCACUCGCCUUCGUUACCUGGACUUGAGCAACAACGGACUUUCUGGGUCCGUUCCCGGUGCUCUCAGCACCCUUACCAGACUCGCCUACCUGUACUUAGAGCGCAACGCUUUAUCUGGCCCCUUCCCGUCAAGCCUGUGCCGGCUCCCUAUCCUCGAAACCCUGUGGCUGCACCACAACUCGUUUGACGGCGCUCUUCCCGAAACCAUCUCCGACCUCUCACAAAUGAGAAGCCUGAACCUGGGGACGAACAAGUUCACGGGACCGCUCCCGAGCACCAUCAGCAAGAUGGAGGCACUGCAGUACCUGGUAAUACCAGAUAAUUCUCUGGACGGCACUCUCCCUUCAACCAUCGGCAGCCUGCCCUACCUCGCCAUUAUUGAUUUGAACAACAACAAGCUGACCGGGGAGCUGCCGACAUCCCUCGGCAACCUCUUGGCGUUGCAGUACCUUUACCUGCGCAACAACCUGCUCACAGGAUCCCUCCCAGAUGUCUUCCAAGGCCUCCCGCUCUAUCACCUGGACUUGAGCAGCAACCAACUCACGUCGUCGCUGCCCACAUCCCUUGGCAUGCUCCCUAACCUUGCAGUCCUCGAUCUCGGCCACAACCAAUUUUCCGGGCCCUUGCCUUCCACUAUCAGCGGCCUUGCAAGCCUGCAGGCAAUGUACUUGCCAUCAAAUCAGCUCACGGGCCCGCUUCCAAGCACCAUUGGCAAGCUCUCCUCUCUUUUCCUCAUGCAUCUUGCUCACAACCAGAUAGACGGCGCCAUCCCCAGCACCAUCAGCGCCCUCACCAACCUCUGCCAGAUUAUUCUCAAUGCCAACGCCCUCAACCAGCCUCUGCCAAACGCGUUCAAGAAGCUCACCGACCUCAACACCCUGAGGCUGGAGGAGAAUGAGUUGCCGGGGUCCAUCCCAACCAGCAUCGGCAUGUUAGCCUCGCUUACCGCCCUCAACGUCAGCUUCAACCAUCUCGAAGGAGCCAUUCCCUCUACCCUUGGCGGCCUCACUAAUCUCAAUUUUCUGGACCUGACUUCGAAUGAUCUCACAGGAACGAUCCCUGCCACUCUGGGGAACAUCACUUUCCUUGAUAUCCUCGGUUUGGACACUGGGGAGGUGACAUGUGGGGCGGCGGGUGCCAGCUGCGAGGUGUAUCAGAUCUCCUGGACUGCCUUCUGUCGCCUCUGUCCUGAAUUCUGCUCCUCCUGCACCGAACCCCCUCCUAUCAUUGACAAGCCAAACAAGCCAUGCAAGAAGAGGAGAAGGGCGUGUCCGCGCAAGGCAUGCCCCAAGGGCAAGCGCUGCAGGCCCUUUGUCCGCAGCUGCAAGGGCUUCAAGUGUGUGUGA
Closterium sp. NIES-65 is the source of this 3369-nucleotide messenger RNA. Lineage: Eukaryota; Viridiplantae; Streptophyta; Zygnematophyceae; Desmidiales; Closteriaceae. The record is from the annotation of a GenBank genome assembly.